CAAACAACUUCUCAUCGCUCGAGAGCUCUUGUCUUCCCUUUUCGUUGUCGUCGUUUCUGUGUGUCUUUCCCAAGACAUCCCACACUCCUAUUGUUUUAAAUCAAAGCCUUGUCCACUUACAAGCCACAUUGAGAGCUUCUCCAAGCUCCGACGUUCCUCACGUUCUCCAAUCGCGUCACCUUGGUUACCGCCAGCAUCGUCAGAGCUCCCCAUCUUCCAUCAUGGCCGACUUUCCACAAGGUCAGCGGGACAACAACGACCGUCCUGCCCGCGAUGUGAAGAACCACCUACUCUUCGAGAUUGCAACCGAAGUUGCCCAUCGAGUUGGUGGUAUCUACUCCGUCCUCAAGUCCAAGGCGCCCGUAACGACGGCCGAAUAUGGCGACCGCUACACGCUCAUCGGUCCUUUGAACCACAACUCGGCCGCAGUCGAGGUUGAGGAGUUGGAGCCAACGAACCCCGAGCUUGCUGCUACGAUUCAGUCCAUGAGAGACCGUGGUAUUGGUAUUCUCUACGGUCGAUGGCUCAUCGACGGUGCCCCACGAGUCCUGCUUUUCGACACCAAGACGGCCUACCACUUCAUGGAUGAGUGGAAGGCGGACCUGUGGAACGUCGCGAGCAUUCCCUCGCCGCCCAACGACGACGAGACGAACGAGGCCGUCAUUUUUGGAUACGUUGUCGCCUGGUUCCUGGGAGAGUUUGUUUGUCACGAAAAAAAGAGGGCCGUCAUCGCGCAUUUCCACGAGUGGCUUGCCGGUGUCGCCCUUCCCCUCACCAAGAAGCGUCGCAUCGAUGUGACAACCAUCUUCACAACCCACGCCACCCUUUUGGGAAGAUACCUCUGCGCAGGCUCUGUCGACUUCUACAACAACCUCCAAUGGUUCGAUGUUGAUGCCGAGGCCGGAAAGCGUGGCAUCUACCACCGCUACUGCAUUGAGCGUGCUGCCGCUCACUCCUGCGACGUUUUCACGACGGUAUCACACAUUACUGCAUACGAGAGUGAGCAUCUGCUCAAGCGCAAGCCGGACGGUGUGCUGCCUAACGGUCUGAACGUUACAAAGUUUUCUGCCAUGCACGAGUUCCAGAACCUGCACCAGCAAGCCAAGGAAAAAAUUCACGACUUCGUCCGUGGACAUUUCUAUGGCCACUACGACUUCGACCCCGAGAACACGCUCUACUUCUUCACCGCCGGCCGCUAUGAGUUCAGAAAUAAGGGUGUUGACAUGUUCAUUGAGUCGCUGGCCCGUUUGAACCAUCGCCUCAAGUCCGCCGGCAGCAAGAUCACCGUUGUAGCCUUCGUUAUCAUGCCGGCCCAGACCACGUCACUGACAGUAGAAGCCCUCAAGGGCCAGGCCGUCAUCAAGUCGCUGCGGGAUACUGUCGAUGUCAUCGAGAAGGGUAUUGGACGUCGCAUUUUUGAGCGCUCGCUCAAGUGGCACGAUGGCGACCCGAUGCCUGAUGACAAGGAGCUCAUCAGCGCCCAGGACCGCGUCCUCAUUCGUAGGCGGCUGUUCGCGAUGAAGCGCCAUGGCCUCCCCCCCAUCGUCACCCACAACAUGCUCAACGACAGCGAGGACCCCGUCCUCAACCAGAUCAGGCGUGUCCAGCUCUUCAAUCACCCCACAGACCGUGUCAAGAUCGUCUUCCACCCAGAAUUCCUGAACUCGGCCAACCCAGUCCUGCCUCUGGACUACGACGAGUUUGUGCGCGGCACGCAUAUGGGUAUCUUUGCGUCUUACUACGAACCUUGGGGCUAUACCCCUGCCGAGUGUACCGUUAUGGGAGUCCCCAGCAUCACGACUAACCUGUCGGGCUUCGGAUGUUACAUGGAGGAGCUGAUCGAAAACUCGAGCGACUACGGCAUCUACAUUGUCGACCGCAGGACCAAGGGAGUCGACGACUCGGUUAACCAGCUUACAACGCACAUGUUUGAUUUCUGCCAAAAGAGCCGUCGCCAGCGCAUCAACCAGCGUAACCGUACGGAGCGCCUCAGCGACCUGCUGGACUGGAAGAGGAUGGGCAUGGAAUACGUCAAGGCUCGCCAGCUCGCACUGAGACGGGCUUAUCCCGGCUCCUUCAGCGGAGACGAGGAGGAGGAGGACUUUAUCCCCGGCGUGGAGCAGAAGAUAUCGCGGCCCUUCUCAGUGCCCGGGUCUCCCCGCGAUCGCACCGGCAUGAUGACCCCGGGCGACUUUGCCAGCUUGCAAGAGGGCAGAGAAGGACUGAACACGGAGGACUACGUCGCUUGGAAGUUGCCCGAGGAGGAAGACCCCGACGAAUACCCCUUCCCCCUCACCCUCCGCGCCAAGCGCCCCUCGGGCCCUGCGAGCCCUCUGGACGGAGUGCAACUGAACGGCAACUAAGGGCGAUGACACAUCGGCCAAAACGUACGAGGCGCAACCCGCCGCUGAGCACGGCUCAAAGACGAGUGACAACGGUCUCCGGGGACAUGUACAAAACGACGUCGAAUACUCGCUGGGAAUUCAUCGUGUUGGGCUAACAGACUGUCUUCGAUCGUUGACCAGUUCGCGAUUCACGAUUUUAUAUAGGGAUAUGGGCGGAUGUAAUGGGCUACGGGGAGAACUAGCAGGGCAACAAUUGACGGUGGCGAUGAGAUUGCAUGGGUUGAAUAUGGAUAUGUACGAGCAGAGUAGCAUAUUUAAGCAUUAGAUUGGUUCUCGGUUACUCCUU
Colletotrichum destructivum is the source of this 2691-nucleotide messenger RNA. RefSeq names its product Putative glycogen synthase. Gene Ontology annotation, molecular function: alpha-1,4-glucan glucosyltransferase (UDP-glucose donor) activity. The record is from RefSeq and is a predicted model, not a curated record. The transcript has 6 exons. Gene Ontology annotation, cellular component: cytoplasm. The coding region runs from base 222 to 2363 and encodes 713 amino acids. NCBI's taxonomy places the organism in Eukaryota, Fungi, Ascomycota, Sordariomycetes, Glomerellales, Glomerellaceae. Gene Ontology annotation, biological process: glycogen biosynthetic process.